AUGGCUGCCCUUUGGUAUUUCUCGGUCCCUCCUUUCGACAUUGGUGCCCUCUUGCUCCUCCCCGUGACUAUUGGGCCCAGCAUCCCUUUGGCACAGCUGUUCUUCCAGGUCAUGGUUCUGCUUGGCCCGUGGAUGCUGUUAGGCGAUUGCAAUAGUUACAGUUCAAGUUCAGAAAAGUGUGGUGGGAGUAGCAGAGGGGAUUACUCAUCCAAGCCUUUUCGUAACUUCCUAUCCAAUGCAGCAGCUAUAGAGCUUGGGUUCCAUGGGCCCCAAUAUACAUGUGUGGGUUGUAGAAGUGAUGGAGUUCAUGUAAGAAUCAGAUUAGACCAAGGGUGCUGCAACCAGGAGUGGCAGGAGAUGUUUCCUAAUGCAGGAAUAAAGCAUUUGGUUGGCCCUACAUCUGACCACAAACCUAUUCUUCUUGAUACUCAUUUUGAAAAUAACAACAUCAACAAGCCAUUCCGCUUUGAGGCAAUGCUUCUUGCUAGCAAGUGGAACAAAACUAGUUUUGGACAAACCAAAACUAAAAUCCAGGAGCUAGAAAGGCGCAUUGAGGCAAUUCAAUCAAAACCUCCCAGUAAAGAAGCUUUGGAGGAAGAAGCAAGCCUUAUGAUGGAAUUAAAAGAGUGGCAAACCAGAGAAGAGCUUAGAUUGAAGCAAAAGUCCUGUGAGUUAUGGCUAAAAGAGGGGGACAAGAACUCAAAAUUUUUCCAUGCCUCCAUUUUGAUUAGAAGAAGAAGAAACAAUAUCUCAGAGAUUAAAUUAGAGAAUGGGGAGAGAAUUUAUGGCAGGGAGGAUAUUGAAAAGUAUUUUGAAGAUCAUUUCAAUGAGCUUUAUAGCACUUCAAAUCCAUCUUUCCCUGUUGACUUGGAGAAUCUAAUUGAACUAAGUAUAUCAGCAGUCGAAAACACAAGUUGCUCAAAAUCCCUUCAGAAGAAGAAAUUCAAAGAACUAUCUUUGAGAUGA
Molecule: messenger RNA, 966 nt
Organism: Quercus lobata
Lineage: Eukaryota; Viridiplantae; Streptophyta; Magnoliopsida; Fagales; Fagaceae
Exons: 3
Coding region: 1-966 (321 amino acids)
Source: RefSeq, a predicted model, not a curated record